AUACUGCAUAGGACCUGCCGGGUUGCAGACUCCCACAUCUACACGUCGAGUUCAGUCCGCCCCACCCCAACACGUUUUCCUCCUACCGUCGCCGGCCACCGGCCGUCUCCACCUCCAGCCAGCCAUGUCGAAGUACGGAACCAUCCCCAUAUCCUCCUCCUCCUCCUCGGAUGCCCCGCCUCCCGGCUCCUCUCCGCUCGACUUCAUCUCCCGGGCCAAGGCCCGCGGCGCGUCGGCACUCGCGACGCGCCAACCCUGGCGUGAGCUGGCCGACCCAAAGGCCCUCGCCGUGCCCCGGGGGCUAGGGGACGCCUACCUCCGCGCCCGCGCCAACCUCGCGCAUUUCUCCAUGAACUACGCCAUCGUGGUCCUCGGCGUCGUCUUCCUCUCCCUGAUCUGGCACCCCUUCUCCCUCAUCGUCUUCCUCGCCUGCAUGGUUGCCUGGGUCUUCCUCUACUUCCUCCGCGACGUCCCGCUCGCUCUCUUCGGCCACACCAUCGGUGACGGCGUCGUGCUCGCCGUCCUCUCGGCCCUCACGCUCAUCCUGCUCCUGCUCACCGGAGCCACCGGCAACAUCCUCACCUCGCUGCUCGUCGGGCUGGUGCUCGUCCUGCUGCACGCCUUGCUGCAUCGCCUCGCAGACAGCAUCGACGAGGAGGCCGGACGGUGGUACACACCCGUCACACCGCCGCAGCCGUACUAGUCUUUUAAUUCUGAGCUGCUCCUUGUAAUUUCGUUGCUUCUUGGUCUGUGAAUUGUGUUCCGUAGAUCGCAGCACUCGUUAAUUAUUUUGUUGAGUUGUAUCCGUUCUUAAUCCACAUACGCACUUGCUCAUGAAUAAUACGUGCGAAAUAAGUGUUCGUGUUCCAUUUUUA
Triticum dicoccoides is the source of this 875-nucleotide messenger RNA. Its product is annotated as PRA1 family protein F3-like. The transcript has a single exon. Gene Ontology annotation, cellular component: Golgi apparatus; endoplasmic reticulum. Gene Ontology annotation, biological process: vesicle-mediated transport. NCBI's taxonomy places the organism in Eukaryota, Viridiplantae, Streptophyta, Magnoliopsida, Poales, Poaceae. The record is from RefSeq and is a predicted model, not a curated record. Bases 125 to 703 code for a protein of 192 amino acids.